AUGGUACAGUGGCUCAGAAGGACGUACAACCUUAUACAACGUCAAAGAAAUAUGUCUAGUAAGCAGGCAGUAUCUCAGCCACAUUGGAACAAGCCGACCAACGAGCAGCGUAGUGGAACUGUGUCUCAUUCGCCUAAGUUGAAAGUUUACAAUUCACUUACUAGGAAUAAGAAUGAAUUUAUACCUAUUAGGGAGGGACAUAUAACUUGGUACUGCUGUGGUCCAACAGUUUAUGAUUACUCACAUAUGGGACAUGCCAGGAACUAUGUUUCGACAGAUAUCUGUAGAAGAAUUCUCCAGGACUAUUUUGGUUAUAAUAUCACAUUUAUUCAAAAUGUUACUGAUAUAGAUGACAAAAUUAUUAUAGCAGCUCGUCAGGAGUAUUUGUUUGAGCAAAAGUUAGCUGAAAUACCUUCCGUGGACCCUACGUUAAUCGACCAAUCGAAGACUUUUUUAAUAAGCUACGUUGAAAAGAAUUUACCUGAAUUUAAUGGAAGUUUGGAGCAGGAUUUCACUUCGUGGGCUAAUAAUGCUGAUGUUGCUGAGAUUUCUAAGGAUAAACCAAAGUUUCCUAUGUACCUCAAAGCAGCAUCAAGGGCACAUGAAGCUAUAUUUAUCUCUAAGGACAAGAUUUCUAUAGAAGAUUUCUUAUCUGCUAUCAAAGAAGUGGCCAUGCCAUACUUGGAUAAGGAAUUUGGCGCUAGUGUCAAUGAUCCUUCAAUCUUCAAAAAGCUUCCGUUAUUUUGGGAGAAAAAGUUUAACGAAGAUAUGGCAAGACUAAAUGUGAUGCCAUCGACUGUCACCACUAGAGUUUCAGAGUAUAUCCCAGAUAUAAUCAAGUUCGUUCAAAGAAUCAUCGAAAAUGGAUUUGCUUACGUUUCAAAAGAUGGGUCAGUUUACUUUGAUACUGCAAAAUUUGAAAGCAAUCCCAAACAUGAUUAUGCAAAAUUGCAACCAUGGAAUAAAGGCGACUUAUCGUUAAUUAAUGAUGGCGAGGGCUCUUUGACAACUGGUCAAGAUAGAAAGAAAAAUCCGGCUGAUUUUGCUUUGUGGAAGUCUUCUAAACCUGGCGAGCCAUCGUGGUCAUCUGAAUGGGGUGAAGGUAGACCUGGAUGGCACAUUGAAUGUUCUGUAAUGGCUUCAGAUUUUACAGGAGAGACAAUGGAUAUUCAUUCUGGUGGAAUAGAUUUAUGUUUUCCUCAUCAUGAUAAUGAACUAGCCCAAUCAGAGGCCUGUUUCGACAAUAAACAAUGGGUGAACUAUUUCAUGCAUAAUGGACAUCUACAUAUCCAGGGUCAAAAAAUGUCUAAAUCUUUAAAAAACUUCAUCACAAUUGAAGAAGCCUUGAAAUCUUAUUCAUCAAGGCAAUUACGGUUGGUUUUCGCCAUAAGCCCAUGGGAAAAACCUCUCGAUUUUAAGGAUACUCUAAUCAAAGAAGUUAAGUCAAUCGAGUCGACAUUAUCCAAAUUUUUCACCACGCUUCGUGCUUUGAACCUUGACUAUAAGAAUGCAGUUGAAAGUGGCGAAUAUAUAUCUAGAAGGUGCAAUGAACCCGAAAAACAGUUGUAUAGUGAUCUCUGCAGGGCGCAAGAUGAUGUUUAUGCAGCAUUUUGUGAUAAUUUAGCAUCUGGUCAAGCAUUGAGGGUCAUUACUGACUUGGUUUCGAAGGCAAACAACUACAUUCAAAGCCAUUCAGGUACUGAUGCCUUAAGAAUCGAGGUUUUGCUUCUGGUCACUCGCUGGAUAACCAAGAUAUUGAAUAUUUUAGGUUUUCCUGCAAGAGACGACAACUUGGGCUGGAGGGAUCCGAAAGAGGGGCUCGACGAUAUCUCCAGCUCUUCCAAAGAAGAUAUAUUGCUACCUUACGUCAAGAUCUUAUCGAAAUUUCGUGAUGAAAUUCGUAAUUUGGCGAUAUCCAAAACCAACUCUCUGGGUGAAUAUUUAAGUGCCACUGAUUCGAUCAGAUCAGACUUGAUUCAUUUGGGAAUUUCUUUAGAUGAUCGUCCAAAUGGAGAAGCUUUAAUCAAGUUUUUGAAUAAACUGGAGCAACAAGAAUUAAUUGACCAACAAGCUGCUAAGGAACAUGCCCUUCUCGAGAAGCAAAGAAAAAAGCAGGAAUUGGCUGCAGCCAAUGCCAAAAAGGAAGAGGAAAGACUCGCAAAGAUGAAAGUUGAUCCUAAGGUAAUGUUCAAAGACCCUAAACUCUAUUCUGAGUGGGACGAAGCUGGUCUCCCGACAAAAGACGUGGACGGAGUAGAAAUUACCAAAAGUAUGAAAAAGAAGUUAACAAAGCAAUAUCAACAACAAGAAAAGCUCUUCCAUGAGUUCUUGAAGUCGCAAUCGAGCUAA
This is a messenger RNA of Priceomyces carsonii, 2349 nucleotides long. Its product is annotated as cysteine--tRNA ligase. Gene Ontology annotation, cellular component: cytoplasm. Gene Ontology annotation, biological process: cysteinyl-tRNA aminoacylation. Lineage: Eukaryota; Fungi; Ascomycota; Pichiomycetes; Serinales; Debaryomycetaceae. The transcript has a single exon. Gene Ontology annotation, molecular function: cysteine-tRNA ligase activity; ATP binding. Bases 1 to 2349 code for a protein of 782 amino acids. The record is from RefSeq and is a predicted model, not a curated record.